CGUGUGGUGAUGAUUUGCUUAAUAUCAAUAUAUAAAAACUAACAAGAAACUGUUACAUUUAAAGCUGUGGAGCAUACAAAAAUUCAACGCAGAAGUGUACAAAACAUGAAUAACCAAUGUCAAACCUCUACUAAAAAUUCAAUUUCACCCCAUCACUAGCUAAGGAGAUUGUACCACCUGAAAAUAAACAAAAACAAAAAUGUUUUUCCGCGCACUUUUGCGGCCUCAACUGACAUCGGUUAUGUUUGCCGCCAGCACUUUGGCAACUGCCUCAACAUAUGACGAAGUAUUAUUUCUCGAUGAUGAUGUCAUCGUAAGUCAAUCGUACUACUCGAAUUCGCCGCACUUUGCCUUAGACUCGUCUUCGGUGGUGGAACUCCAGCAGCUGCUGCAAAGUGAGGCAUUCAAGCAAAACAUGUCACUGACUCUGAAUAUCUCGACGGAGAACCUGACAGAUCUACUUAACACUGCGCAGCUCAAUCAAACCUGGGAGUUGCCGCAGCAGCAGCUACCAAUGUCUGCGUUGAUUGCGCUCACUGUGUUCUAUGUCAUCAUCUUCGUGGCUGGUGUGUUGGGUAAUCUCAUCACAUGCAUCGUUAUCUCGCGCAAUAAAUUUAUGCACACCGCGACAAAUUUCUAUCUUUUCAACCUGGCUGUGUCGGAUUUGAUGUUACUGUUGUCAGGUGCACCUCAAGACGUCUACAGUUACUGGUACCCGAAUGCUUUCCCAUUUGGCGAUGCGAUUUGCAUACUUGACAGUGUUUUAGCGGAGACAGCCACCAAUGCAACUGUGUUGACAAUAACAGCAUUUACCGUUGAACGUUACAUAGCGAUUUGUCAUCCAUUUCGACAGCACACCAUGUCGAAGCUUUCGCGCGCUAUCAAGUUCAUUUUCGCCAUUUGGGUGACGGCGCUGCUGCUCGCCCUGCCGCAGGCGAUGCAAUUCUCCGUUGUCUCCGAGCAGGGCGGCACCUCCUGCACGAUUGGCAAUCACUUUGUCGAGCAUGUUUUUGCCGUGUCGGGUUUUAUCUUCUUUGGCGGUCCCAUGACGGCGAUUUGUGUUCUUUACGUCCUGAUUGGUAUAAAGUUGAAACGGAGUCGCUUGCUACAGGCAGUGCCGAGACGUACUCCUGAUGUACAUCGUGGUAUCAGCGCUCAAAGUCGUGUCAUCAGAAUGUUGAUUGCCGUCGCAGUGGCUUUCUUCCUCUGCUGGGCGCCCUUCCACGCACAACGCUUGAUGGCUGUGUAUGGCAGCAGCGCAAACAUUGAAUCGCAACUGUUCAGGGAUGUCUUCGAAGCUGUCGACCUCACAUCCGGUGUGCUGUAUUACCUAUCGACCUGCAUUAAUCCGUUGCUGUACAACAUCAUGAGUCACAAAUUUCGUGAUGCUUUUAAGGUAACUUUAGCACGUCAAUUUGGAUUCCCCGGCCGCUCUCAGAGUCAAAGCUACAACUACAGCGCCGUACAGCUGCGACAGAACGGUUCCAUGCGUCUACAUAGAACGGUGAAUAACAAUGCUCUCGAUCACAACCACUCUUACCAAGUUAUGCAAUUACAUUGUCGUGACCAAAGACAUCAUCUCUCUCUGCAGGACAGCAUCCGAACAACAACCACGACGACAAUAAUCGACAGCAGCGGUGGAAUGGGUGGCAACAGCGUUAGUCGCACUUCUUCACAUCGUUACCAUUACACCUCCAUCGGCUCGCAAUUCCCGCUGACAACAACACUGUCGCAGCGGGAUGAAAUCGUCGCAAAUCAAGUAAAUGGUAUGACUGCAGCAAGCGGAGCCAAACAACAACAACAGCAGAAGCAACACCAACACAUGCUGCAAUCUCAAUUAUCACAACGGUCUAAUGGGACAGAUAGCAAUAUUCUACUCGACAUGGAGUUGGACACUGCGCAAAACUUUUGUCUCGGUAAUCCGCAGUCUUCAGCCAUAAAUUGCAAACGGAGUGAUAACUUGCGACGCUCCGUCAUUAGCAAUAGUAUGGCGCUUGUAACGCAUAAUGCGCGCCCUCUAUGCGAUGAUCGCAUGUCGAUUAACUCACAAGAGUGGAAUAGCGGCGCUGAUCAAUACAAACUGGGCGAUUCCUUUUCUAUGGCGGAACUUGAUCCCGAACUGCCUAAACGCGAUACACCGAAUAAUCUGACAAUGGCAAGAUUGCCUGGCGCUCAACUACCGGCGACCACACAACCGGUAACCUUCAUAACGGAAUUCGACGUGCAUAGACCGGCACGUACACGUCUCAAACUUUCACGAGUAAUUAGUCGACAUGACCAGGACACAUUGUUGGCCAAGUCGGUGCCGCGCACUGAACUAAUUCCCAGCGCCGCUAAUUUGCCUAACGUGCCUGGCUCACCGUUUACGACCUACGUAAACGAUAAGAAAAAGCAAACACGAAAUAUGAACGGCGGUCGUACCUACGUACAUAGAACCUUUGGCACACUCAGCGGCAUUUUUCAUUGGCGUGCUCGUAAAAGAGAGCUGAAUUGAGGAAAUGUUAGUGCUUGUAGUGUGGCGAAUGCGGAUGCUAGUAGUAAUAGGUCGGGUCAGCACCGUUACGCUGCAACUCAUACAUGUUCAACCGAUACACCGACAACGCAGAUGCCACUUAUGCGAAGUAUAUCAUCUCCGACGUCGGUCAUACUCAAAUUCAAAAUUUGCUGCGUACAUGAUGAAACGAUUGGGCAGUAUUUGUGAUUGUUGGAAAGCUCAGUAAAAUGUGGAAAUGAUAUUUAGCCGGCUUCGGAUAUUAGGUGUGUUCUAUGCUCCGUUUACUAUGCCGUAGAUCAGACCCAAAGAAGCAAAGAAAUCCACGUCAAAUUGAGAAAAACAAAGAAUUUGAAUGAGCAUAAUCUAGUGCCGCUAAGUCGCUUCGACGUCGGUUUUGACCGGCGUGAGUAUGGAUUCACUUGCGCAUAUAAAACGACGUAAACGUAAGAGCACACCAAUAUUGAUACAUAAUUUCGGGAUUUUAUUGAUAAUGUGUACCUUCAAUGAUAAACAGAGCCAACUGUGAAUGUUAGUAAAUCUUGUAGAAUAGGGUCUGAAAGUUUGAAAAACAAAAAUGUCUUCUGAAAGAAAUACUGUAGAUAAAUAAAAUAUUGAAUUUUUAAUAAAGAAAUAUUUUUGAAAAUGCGAUUUGGUUAUAGAUUUUAUUAUACAAAGAACAAAAUAUAACUUGUUAAAAUUAAUAAUGAAGCAUAAUUUUUGUAUUAGAUUGUAUUAGCUUUCUGGUUUUUAGCGUUGUAUUCAGGUGCCAUCUUAAUAAAAUGGUUGAUUUCUAUUGUAUAUUUAAUGCAUUCGGACAACGUUUAUAUACUUCAUAUUUUGCAGUACCUAUAGGGUCUAGACAACAUUUCUAUACUGGAACUAAUUAUAUAACCGUUUAAUAAAUCUAUUCAGCUUAUAAGUUUUAUUUUUAUUGUUCUUAAAUAAAUCUUGUGAUAAAAAUAAA
Molecule: messenger RNA, 3458 nt
Organism: Bactrocera oleae (olive fruit fly)
Lineage: Eukaryota; Metazoa; Arthropoda; Insecta; Diptera; Tephritidae
Source: RefSeq, a predicted model, not a curated record